Messenger RNA from Pediculus humanus corporis (human body louse), 246 nucleotides. RefSeq lists its product as uncharacterized. The coding region runs from base 1 to 246 and encodes 81 amino acids. The transcript has 3 exons. The record is from RefSeq and is a predicted model, not a curated record. Lineage: Eukaryota; Metazoa; Arthropoda; Insecta; Psocodea; Pediculidae.
AUGAAACCCAUUACGGAAUCUAAGAAAUUAGGAUGGAUGGAUGGAUGGAUGGAAGGAAACAUCUCACAACUAGUGCAAGACAUACAAAGACUGCAGUCUUCCAUCAGUAAAUUACAAGAAAAUUCAGCGACUCAAAUAGCUAGACUCGAAGAAGAAUUGGAACAAAAAAGACAACACAUAGCACAUUUAGAAGCGAGAUUAGAUGCACAAAGAGAUUAUGAUGAAGUUAAAAGAGAACUUAGGUAA